AUGGAGAACCAAUCAGUGGUCACUCUACUCAAACAAUUGAUGGAAAUACCAUCUACGAGCGAAGAAGAAAAUGCCAUCGGUAUAUUCCUAGAGCAACACCUCCAAUUACUGGGUUAUACCGUCGAGCGUAUUCCCAUCAGCCCCGAUAGUACUCGAUGCAACGUCUACGCCUACAUCGGAUCAUCGCGCAAGACACGAGUCUGUCUGUCAUCACAUAUGGACACUGUUCCCCCGCAUAUCCCACUCCACGAGACUACAGACACUAUCUAUGGACGCGGCGCAUGCGAUGAUAAAGGCCCACUUGCUGCUCAAAUCAUCGCCCUUGAAGAGUUACGUAGAGAAAACCUCGUUCAGCCGGAUGAUGCAUCUCUCCUUUUUGUCGUUGGUGAGGAAAAGGGUGGACCGGGCAUGCUUGCUGCUAACUCGAUGGGCUUGACUUGGGACGCUAUGAUAUUCGGCGAGCCGACCGAAGGCAAACUUGCAGUCGGCCAUAAGGGUCACUUUGUGUUUGAGCUCUUCCCUUCGUCUGAAAUUAUUGGACCAUCUACAUUUCACUGCGGGCAGAUCAGUGGAGGCGUGGGAUACAAUAUCCUGGCUGCAGAAUGUACGGCGCUUUGCGCGGUUCGCGUGGCUAGUGACUUGCCUCUGGUUGAACGAUUGGUAGAGGAUGCUGUGUCCAAGCAUGAACAUAUUCGUCUGGAGAAGAAAUUUUUGUAUCCAGAGUUGUACUUGGACCAUGAUGUACCUGGGCUUUGGAAAAUGACACUCAAAAACCUGGGCAACCUACCGGUAAUACCGCUACCAGAGUCUUUUGCGUUGACAGCAGCAUACAGCGAUGACCCAUUCCCUAACAAGGUCAACCUCGGACAAGGAGUCUACCCCGGAGACUCCAAAUUCCUCACCAAAGCCCGUGAACUCCUCUUCGGUCCUCAAAUCGCCUCAUCAGAGAAUAUCGCAAGCCUUCAAACCGUCGCAGGAACAGGGGCAAAUCACCUUGCCGCGAUAUUCUGUGCCCGAAAACUUUGUCCAAAAAAUGUCUUCAUUUCCGAUCCGACAUGGGAUAAUCAUCAUUUAAUCUGGAAAGAGGCCGCGCCGAAUGUGACGCAAAAGCUCUAUCCGUAUUAUGAUCCUUCUACCCGGAGACUCAAUUUCGAGGGAAUGCUUGCUAAGCUAGAAAGUUCAGCGGAGGAGAAUGAUGUGGUGAUACUGCAUGCUUGCGCCCAUAAUCCUACCGGUAUCGAUCCAACCCGGGAACAAUGGAAAAAGAUCGCCGAAGUUGUCGGACGCAAGAAGCUCUUUGUAGUAUUUGACUGCGCGUACCAGGGGUUUGCAUCGGGGCAUGCCGAUGCAGAUGCGUGGGCGAUUCGAGAGUUCUACUCUAUGCUGUUCACCGAGUCGUCAUCCUCGUCGUCAACGCCAGCAGGCAUGUUCGUCUGUCAAUCGCUAUCCAAGAAUUUUGGACUCUACGGGGAGCGCAUCGGAGCGCUCCAUUUGAUUACUCCAUCCUCGACUUCACCCGAGGGAGCCAGAGCGCACUUGGUUCAAUUAGUUCGUGCCGAAAUCUCCUGUCCUUCCCUGUUCGGUGCACGGAUUGUGCAUACUGUUCUGGACGAUGCUGAGUUGCGCUCGAAGUGGCAAGAAGAUGUACGGAUUAUGGCGCUUAGGAUCAAGAGCAUCAGGGCAUUGUUGAAGUCGGAACUGGAGAGAAUUGGUGCUCAAGGGGACUGGUGUCAUAUUGAGCAACAGAUCGGCAUGUUCAGCUUCACGGGGCUUUCUAGUGCACAAGUGCAGGAGCUGCGGGAGAAGCAUCAUAUUUACAUGUUGAGUAAUGGGCGCAUGAGCUUGAGCGGAUUAAACGAGAGCAACGUGGUGUAUGUUGCUCGAGCUAUUAAAGACGUGUUGUGA
Talaromyces proteolyticus is the source of this 1905-nucleotide messenger RNA. Its product is annotated as pyridoxal phosphate-dependent transferase. Gene Ontology annotation, molecular function: hydrolase activity; pyridoxal phosphate binding; L-aspartate:2-oxoglutarate transaminase activity. Gene Ontology annotation, biological process: L-aspartate biosynthetic process. The record is from RefSeq and is a predicted model, not a curated record. The transcript is spliced from 4 exons. Lineage: Eukaryota; Fungi; Ascomycota; Eurotiomycetes; Eurotiales; Trichocomaceae. The coding region runs from base 1 to 1905 and encodes 634 amino acids. Gene Ontology annotation, cellular component: cytosol.